GCACCUACUCUAUUCCGAACUUAAAAAUGGAAAGUGUAAUGCUGAUGGUCAACAAAAUAGGUUUAAAGACUCUCUUAAGGCAAAUUUUAAAAUGUAGUAUAAACACCGACAACUGGGAAACACUGGCCUGCGAGCACUCCAGUUGGAGAACAGUCUUUACCAAAGGUGUCAUGGGCUUUGAAGACGCUCAAACUCAGGACGAAAGGGAGAAACACGCUAAGAGGAAGGCAUGCUUGGUGAACCCUCACUGUGAUCAACUCCCACUGGAAAACCCAUGUCCCCCCUGUGGAAGGACAUGUGGAUCCAGAAUUGGCCUCCACAGUCAUUUACGGACUCGCUGUUAAAACCGAGUUCAUAGAAGACAAUCUUACUACGAGUGAUUGCCAAAGAAGGAGGUGGUGUUGGUGUGGGAAGGAUCACUGUGAAUAGCAAGGGGGGGCUUCACCAGUCUAUUGGUUCGAGGUGCUUUCUGGGUGCUUAAUUUGGCAGUAGAUGUUGUUGCAGGGUUGUCAAUCUGUGAUGUGUGGGUUUAGCUGAGGCUGGUUUGUAGUCUUGUGUUCUGUGUUGAGUGGUACUUGACUGUCUUGGUUUGCAUUGCCAUGUCGUUUCUGUUAUUCCUUCUUUCUCUUUUGACUGUCGUUCAAUCAUUAGCUGCAUUUUCGUCUUGGUUGUCGUUCGGUGGGUCAGAUGGCUGCCAUUCUGGUGGAAGGUUAAGUCUGAGGUUCUCCAUAAGUUGCAGGGCUUCAGGUGUGUUACUGCCAGCUCCUCGGAACAUCACGAUCCUGUCCACUAAUAUGAAGCACUUUCUAGUAUGGAGCCCAGUGAUGGUGCCUGGAGAAGCUGUAAAAUAUUCCGUCGAGUUUCAAGGAGAAUAUGAAAGAGACUAUGCCAACGACAGCUGGAUUCCCAUUGGAGAGUGUACGGGCAUUAGUGUUACGCAAUGUGACAUCACAGAAGACAUUUCUGCCACUGUGCCAUACGAUCUACGUGUCAGGGCAGGUGUGGGGACCCAGGCUUCGCACUGGGCCACUCUCAGUAGCUUCUUCAAUCGUGUCACAACCUCCCUCAUUCCACCUAUGUUGACCGUCACAGCUGAUGGAUAUCAUUUGCUAGUGGAACUUGAGCGUCUAGGACCUGCCUUUGAAUUCUGGAUAUAUUACUGGAAGAAGGGCCAAGGGCACAAGGUGUAUCGCAAAGUGGUGAAAGACAGCAGCACUACCUUACAUAUGGACACCAUGGAAGCUGGUACUGAAUACUGUGUUAAAGCCCAGACCUAUGUUGAAGCCAUAAACCGGAGCAGCAAUUUCAGCCAGGUGCAGUGUGUGAGGGCCGAAGCAGGCAAAGCCAUAUUGGUCACCUUUGCCCCACUCUUCUUGGUUAUCUCUGUUGUGGCUGUUUUGGCCCUUCUUUGGGUUGCCUGGAAAACAUGUCAGAUCUGCCAGUAUUCCUGCUGCCCGAAUGAGAACCUGCCGGACACUUUGAAAGUAACAGAAUCACCUGCUAGGCUACUAAAUUACAGGGGAGAGGAGACGGAGAAAUGUGAUGAGUCUGUGCAAGUGCUACCCCCCGAAGAGCUUCUCCGCUUGUGGAUUCAUGAAACUCUUUAAUAUCACACCAAGGACACAAUCUGCAAGAUGAGACUGCAGUGCUGCUCUCCUUUUUGCCUCUCCGAGUAAGGCACACACACACACACGUAGCUUUCCUCUCCUAACAACACAAAGACAGAAAAUUGAGGAUUUGCUUUCUUCAAAGGGAAAGUCAUCAUGUGGCCAGCAAGACGGGUUCCCGCGCUGAGGGUUUCACAGAGAGGGCUGGAGCCGACCCAUUCAUCCUUGUUUAACAGAGAACAGCAGCCAAGCUCAUUGAUAGCCACAGAGGCUGUGAUCCUAGCUGCUUGUCAUCAUCUGCUUAGCUGAGAGUUAAAGACCUUGGGCUGAUUACAAUGUGCUGGGUUUGCUUUUUAACAUAAAGGUGCAGUGCUAGAAGGAGAUGCAAUUCAAAUCCAUGUUGAUUUUGCAGAACAGGAACAAGGAGCAGCAGGUUCGAAUUCAGUGACGGACUGUAGCUUAGCGGUAGCAGCUAGAGCACAUGUUUUGAGUCAGAAGGUUCUAACUUCCAACAUCUGGCACCUCUAUUUAAAAGGAUCAGUUAGAAGAUGGUGUGAAAAAUCCUGAAUGCCAGAGGAGACAAUACUGGAAAAGACUGACCUGGUACAAGGCAGCUUCCUAUGUUCCUUCUAGUCAAAGAUCUCACCUGAAUAAAUAUUUUUCACAUAUUUUUCAAUCAUAGCCCUAAGCUACGGUUAACCUCAACUCUGGGAUUUUUGUAAUAAGACAGUUUCUUAAACUACAGUCUCAAGUUAGCUUAUUUUCAAGGUCGUCUUAAGCAUAUGUGGCACCGGGGUGCAAAGAUCCCAGAGUUGUCAACCUUUUUGGGGGGGGACCCCUUUUUUAAGGAAAGGUUCCCCAGGGUUGUCAAUCUUUUUUUAAGGGGGCUGACACCAUGCUUAUCUCUGAUCAGAAAAAGAAAACAGGAAACGUAAGGAGCCCAGCGCAACAAACCAGCCCGAGGCAUCGGCAACUGAGCGAAGCCGGGUGCCCUGUGGUGUAAGCAGUGUGCACUGGGCGGGCCUCUCCAUGGCCCUACACCAAUCCCAGGCGCGCAGGAGGGUGGAGCCGGCCAUCGCCUCAGUGCCUCACUGGCUGGCUGGCUCGCUCCCAAACUCACAGUGCAGAGCCGCCUGCAGCAGAAGUGCCUGCCACGGUGCUCUGACCGAUGGGUGGGCUCUUUCCCGGACUCCAACUCUCAGGCCCCAGACCCUCAGCCGGGCGCCCCUGAGAGCCCGGCGCCUAUGGUUAAGACGGCCCUGCUUAUUUCAGCACUGCUUAACCACAGAUUGUCAGGUUCAGGCAACGUGAUCAGAGGCAGAGCUAGCUGCUCUGGCACCCGCAGCGAGCGUCCCUGGGGGGGCGCCACCCGCAGCAAUGUCACCCCCGCUCAGGGAUGACACCCGGGGCAAGCCGCACCUAACGCACCCACCCUUCCUCUUCCAGUGAAUGUGAUUUAAUUUUAAAAAAAAAAUAUAAGCAAAAGCUUCCAAAUUCCUCAUGUCUGCACUGGAAGAGAGGUGUACAAGCCUGAGGUUUGUUGAGGCUCCUUGUUACACUCAACUAUGGCUUAGUAUUAUGUUUGAACUAGCUCAAUGAGAGAAGGCCCUCACUUAAUAUAGGCAUUUCAGAAUUUUAUACAGAAUUCAACAACACAUGGGUUGUCUGCCUUGCAUUCGGGAACUACUGUGCUUUUCCAGCUUAGUUCUAAUUUACUGAAAGUUGUUUACUUCCAGUGCCUAAUAUGAUUGGGUUAAACUUGGCCACUUGUUACCGUACUUAAAUGGAUGAAAUCACUUGCUGCGGAACUACAGUAGUUUGCUGCUUGAAAAACAUUCAAUUUCUGGGCCAGGUUUUUAAGUAAGACAUAUAACAAGUUUUGCAUUAUUUUGGUGGUUUUUUUUUUUAACUAUGCAAGGCAUUGGAAGGCUUGAAAAAUAUUUUUAAAUACUGAAACAUGCAGUAUUUUUUUAUGUAGCUACAUGUGAUUACUACUUAAGUUCAUUUCAAAAAGUUACCUUACAAAAGUUGUGGCAUCCCGAGUACUGCAACUCUGUGUAAAAGCCUAUGCAUUCCCUAUGUUGGCCGUAAAAUAUAGACAUAUCUGGAAAGCAAAACAAUGUUUUGCAUGUAUAUUUUAUAGUCCUGAGAUGUGCUAUGCCAGUAAUAGGGCGUGCAGGAAGGUAUCAUGUAACACACCAAUGCUGCUGCAUAGGAUUAGGGUGGGGAGAGGGAAAAGAACACAGAGUACCUACUGGUAAUUAUCUUGGCAUGGAAUUUUAAUGCAGUCCCAACUCAGCCGUACAGCAAAAUCUGACAUAACCAGACUGUGAAGUGAUGAUGUUACAAAACUAAAUUAGGAUUGCCACAUUUUUCCCUGGCAAAACCUAUGACCCUUUUAAGAGCUGAACAAAAAUCUAGAAAUCUAACCAAGUUCUUUACUACUUACCUAUGCAAGGAAAAACUGCAGUGGAAGAAUUUCACAUAACCUUUGUCCAGCAAAAAGACAGAAAUUUAUCAGUUUCAGGGAGAGGUUAAGGGAAACAGUGGUUGUGGCUAAAUAAAAAAAUUCCUUCAGUAGCACGGCUACCUACCUGUAACUAGUGGUUGUGGCUGCUUACUUUCAACUCCUUGCAGUUGUAGUUUCUGUAGUUAGGAAAAAAGAGGAGUAAAAGAUCCUGAGCAGAACCACUGUGAGCCUUCCUCUCUAGUUCAAUAGCUGAUUUUUGAAGGAAUAUAACUUACUGACAACUGGGACGCGGGUGGCACUGUGGUGUAAAGCACUGAGCCUGGGGGUUGCCGAUCAGAAGGUCUGCGGUUUGAAUCCCCACGACGGGGUGAGCUCCCAUUGUUCGGUUCCACUUCCUGCCAACCUAGCAGUUCGAAAGCACAUCAAAGUUCAAGUAGAUAAAUAGGUACUAUUUACUAUUCCCCCUCCAGCGGGAAGGUAAAUGGCGUUUCCGUGCGCUGUUCUAGUUUUGCCAGAAGCAGCUUAGUCAUGCUGGCCACAUGACCCGGAAAAACUGUCUGCAGACAAACGUCUGCUCCCUUGGCCAGUGAAGCGAGAUGAGCGCCACAAACCCAGAGUUGUUCGCGACUGGACUUAACUGUCAGGGGUCCUUUACCUUUACCUUUACCUUACUGGCAAAAGAAGUAGUAUACUUAUUAAAUUUUGUAAUGUUUUUUGGAAACUGGACCUAAUAAAAAACAUAAGCACGGCUUAUGUAGAUUAAUUGCUUGUCACUAGCUAAUCAUAACAUGGAACAUCUGUAUGUAAAUCUUAUCUGUUUGCGUGACUGUAAUGUACAUCUGACCUAUAUCACAAACACAGAAAGCAUAUAAAAUUCAAUGUGGCAUUAUAA
Messenger RNA from Zootoca vivipara (common lizard), 4969 nucleotides. The record is from RefSeq and is a predicted model, not a curated record. NCBI's taxonomy places the organism in Eukaryota, Metazoa, Chordata, Lepidosauria, Squamata, Lacertidae.